AUGGAAGACGGGAAAAAUUAUGACAUUCUUCGGCCUCCACAUAUGAUCUAUCGAAAGUUGGCCAGCCAGAUGUCUGUGAUUUCCUCAGGAGGUGGGCUACCCUCUUUUCUUGCCGAAUACUUUGCUCAAUUGGUUGAAAAUCAGCUCAUCAUUGCGUGCUCCGAAGUUUUACUCGAAGUCUGCAGUGGUCGCAGUACAAUCGAGUCUCUCGCCUUUCACGUAAAUCAAUUUCUUGAGGCGUUUGCAACCACCUGCUUCCACAUCAAACGAAUUAUACGCAACCGUUUGGGUGAAGACGAAGUCACACAGAUCCUUACGCGUAUCGUCAAGGGGGACGGAGAUGAAGUGUAUCGUCUUGAAGGGCUAUUGGAGCCAAAUCUGGCACGAUUCCUCAUCAGUGUACUUCGCACUCUGUAUGGGAGGGUGGUGAGGGCAAUUUUAGUUUACGCGUUGGUUUCCAGCAGCUCAGAAGAACUGGACUCCCUCCUGCAAGAAAUUCUUAGCCUCAAUGAACCAUUAAUCUCGAAGCCGCUCAUUGAGGCGUGGAUCACGCUGACCGAUCUCAUCUUUCUUUUGGCAGAAGACUUACGCAUUGAUGAAAACAUCGACAACAUUCAGAGUAUCUUGAGACAAACCAAGUUUUUCAUUGAAGCAGGCUGCAAAGGCGUUAUCACUAUUCCGUCAGCCCCCUCCCAUUCAGAUCAACAAAAGCGGCUAGUGAAAGGUGGUCUCAAGCCUAUUAGAACUCGCACGUCAUCAGUCUCUGCAUCUUCAAAAAGUUCGAUUAAAUCGGCACUAACUGGAGGUCAAACUAAGUCUCCUGCACAGAAGUUAAAUCCUAGGCAGAAACCUUCCAUUCGGGACUUCCGUUUUAUGUUAAACCGCAUGUCACGAGUGCCUGCCAUACGAAGCAACUCGGAUGAGAGCUUGCAGAAGGACUUUUUGAAUCGCGAGUCCGAAUUCUUUUCAGCACAGCGAGGGGCUACGAAUAUGGACAUAAAGGCGGAAUCAGAGUCGGAAAAUGAUUCAGAUGACAGUUUUGCGUUCUCUUCUAUAACUGGUAUCUUCAGUCGUGGAAAAUAUAAGUUGGCUGAAAUUGAGUCGCCAGCUGAGUUGCUAACAAAGCAAAUCAAGAUAGCUAACCGUGAAGUCCCGACGCAAAAUUUUAUUGAGCCGGAGCAAAUGGAGUUGGUGGAGGAUAGUUGGAGAAUCUUGGCUGAACUUCAAGGUAUACAGAAGCUAAUUGGCUCAAAGGAUUGGGAUGACAAGGUAGCUACUGCUCUGUCCAAGGAUCUCUACUGCUCGGAUGACAAGGUAGCUACUGCUCUGUCCAAGGAUCUCUACUGCUCGGUAAGAUGUCAUCAGCGAAAUGUGGGCCAGUGA
Molecule: messenger RNA, 1383 nt
Organism: Hydatigera taeniaeformis
Lineage: Eukaryota; Metazoa; Platyhelminthes; Cestoda; Cyclophyllidea; Taeniidae
Source: the annotation of a GenBank genome assembly